AUGUUCGCUCACGCCCACUCGGUCUCGCUCGACGACCAGACCGUGCUCACCUUUCUCCACAACGACAACGACGAUGGCGACGACGACGAUGAUGAUGACCGUGCAAAACAACUCUCCCCGUCUCCUCCUCCGCCCCCGUACUCGCCCGUCGACCAUGCCCUCCCCACAAACUUCGCCAAGAUGACCGCACACGACUCCCGUGUGGUGCGCCAGAGCCUCUUCAACGACCCCGCAUUCUCUCCAGAUCCCCGCGAAAACCCGCUCCUGAUGUCGAGCAUGUCUGGUUACGUCCAGCUUCCCGCUUCCACGCCCGUGAUUUCUGCACAAGCUGUCGCCCCCGUCCUCACUCCUGCCUGGCAGCCCGUUCUCCCCAUCCCGCUCGGUCACCAACCUGGCGUUGGCUUUCAUCCUCUCCAUCCUCGUCCCCCGUCCCCAGGUGUCGUCCCUCCCUUUCCCUCCUCAUCUACUUCCUCGUCUCCCCCAGCCAUCUAUCGCAAACCUUAUACCCCACAAAUAUCUACAUCCUCCACUGCCCCACCCCAGAUCUUCUGGCAGCCCCCCUCCAUCUCCUCCGAAUCUAGCUCCAGCUCUUCCCCGCUAAACACCCCCUUCAUACCGCCUCACAAUAUACCCGGUUUAUCUAAUUCUUCAUUCUUCUCUCCGUAUCCCUCCUCCGUGGACACUGCACCUACAUCUGCCGAAUCUAGUUCCCUCAGGUCCUCCGUGCCCAGCGAGUACUUUCCCGCCAGCAGGUCGUCUUUCCCAAAUGGUACACCGCUAUCCACAUCAGAUGCGAUCCCGGCGAUCACCCCAGCGCAUACACCAGCACCCGCAGCUCCGUCGCUCAUUUCUGUGCAGGCACAGGCUCCAUCUAACGCUCCACUUACGUCUACCCUACUGACACCUGCGCCGCCCCCAUCUGCACCCGUACCAACAUCGCUAUCCGCACUAACGCCGCCAUCGGCACCUGCACCCGCCCCCUCUCCCAUCACCCCCGCGCGCCCCUUCCCGCCCUCACACAUCUCCGCCGCCGAGCUCCGCGCACGGCCCCCGCCCCCCGCAGAGGCGGCGCUCUCCCGCAGCGUCUCCGCGCCCUUCCCCUCCAGCUCUCAGCCCCAGCCCCAGCGCACGCUCGCCCACACCAACAGUCUCAGCCCGGGCCAGAUCCAGCCGACCCGCAGCCGGCGCCCGAGCAACGCCGCGCUCGACCUCGACCGCGUCGACGAGCUCGACGAGACCGACCCGCGCGGCCUCGCCUGGCACCACGAUGGCCCGUACGAGGCCAUCAAGCGCGGGCUCAGCCAGCGCGGCGGCGUCGCGCCCCAGCCGCUGCUCCCCCAGUCCCAGGCGCAGGGUCCGGCGUCGGCGCAUCCUCAGCAGCAGCAUCACCACACGCACAUGCACAAGCGGCCGCCGGGGCCCGCGCAGGUGCAUGCGCAGAAGCGGGAGGCGGCGCGCAGGAAACACGUCGACCCCGCGACGACGUCCUUCGGGAUCUCGCCCGGCCAGAUCUUUCCCUCGUUCUCGCCCUAUCAGUCCCCGCCCGCACUCGACGUGCAGCCGCCGUUGAUCCCGCAGCCUCUGCAGCCCCGCCGGAUGCCGUCCGAGCCGCUUUCACAACGUCCAGCGCUGGCGGUACAGCAGCAGCAGCAGCAGCAGCAGCAUCCCUCGCCGCGGUUCCAAGCUGAACAGCGGCCGCAACCCCAGCAGCAGCGACCACCUCGGUUCCAGGCUGAACAGCAGCAGCAACGCCCGCCGCGGUUGCAGGCUGAUCAGCAGUUUGAGGCCCACCAUCACCAUCACCAGCAUCACCACCAGCAGGGCGUCGUCUAUGAUCAGUAUGCGCAAGCGCGUUCUACGCCUCUACAGCAGGUGCUGCCGCCCCCGCGGCCUGAGCCUCAGUCUCAACAACAGCAGCAGCAGGAGGCUCUGGUUUAUGAUCAGUACGCUGCAGUGCCCCGCGAACCCGAGCCUCAGAAUGCCUAUGGGCGUGCGCGGGCGUCUUCGCGGUCCCCUCAGCCUCCGCCGCAGGUUCAUGCGCAACCUCAGCAGCUCCACCACCACCAUCAUCAUCAUCAGCAACCUCCGUACGAGAUGCAGCCGCAGCCUCGAUACCAGUCGCCCCAGCAGGCUCAAUACCAAAUGCGGCGCCACUCGCUCAUGGCCUCUCCGUCAGGCUCGCUCACGCCGCCGCAAUACCCCUCGCCCGCGCCGUCCCCUGCCGAGUACGCCCCGCCGGGGCGGCGAUCGUAUCUGUCGCCUUCGGAUGCGCAGGUGCAGGUGCAGGUACCCGGACCCCGUGUGCCGCAGCCCGCCCAGAACGGGUACCCCGUUCAGCAAGCCCCGGCUCGCAGGCAAUCGCGCUCUUCCUCGGAGCUGCAGGCGCAGUACCCGCCCCGGCGCUCGAGCAUGUCUCCGUUGGAGCCGCAGGGACAGUACCCUCCACGGCACUCGAGCAUGUCCCCGUCAGAGCCCCGGGGACACGCCUAUCCCGCACAACAACAGCCCGCACCGCCGCCGCCGCCCCUCCGCCCCUCUGCCUCCCGUGUGCGCUUCGAGCCCGUCGGGAUCCUCGCGCCGGACAUCGCGCUCCCGCCGCCGUCGGUCAGCUCGCACCAGUCGCAGGCGUCCCUCCCGCCGCGCCACAUCCCGAAGCGCCUCGUGAUGCCCGCGCCGCUGCAGCCGUUCGAGGAGCUGCGGCGGCGCCGCGUGUCGCCCGCGCGUGUGGCCCCCGCGAACGGCGUCGCGGACCUCGCGCGCGCGCACACGUACUCGACGCCCGCGGCCCACGCUGCGCCGCUCCCGAGCGCGGUGGCGGCGCGCAGCCAGAGCCAGAGCGUGGGCAUGAGCCUCAGCCAGGCGCGCGCGCAGGCGAUCCCGAUGGUGAGCGCGCCGAAUGUGCUGAGGAAGCGCGUGAGCGUGAUUGGGGCGCCGAUGCAUGGGGAGGCCCCCGCGUCUGCUCAUGCGCAUGCGCAUGUGCGCGCGCCGCCGCCUGUGCAGCAUGUGCCGUCGGCGAAUGCGAACGCGGGGGAGAGGGAGCGGGAGCGGUUGGCGGCUGUUGCCAACGCGGCGAGGGGUUUAGGGAAGAAGCUGAGCAAGAGGCGGUGA
Sparassis crispa is the source of this 3108-nucleotide messenger RNA. RefSeq lists its product as hypothetical. The transcript has 2 exons. The coding region runs from base 1 to 3108 and encodes 1035 amino acids. The record is from RefSeq and is a predicted model, not a curated record. Lineage: Eukaryota; Fungi; Basidiomycota; Agaricomycetes; Polyporales; Sparassidaceae.